AUGUAUGAUAAUUUGACAGGGGAGGAACGCAGCAAGAAAUUGACACAACUUGAAGCUAGUUUAAUCUCACAGCAGCAGUAUUUUUCAAGAGCCCGAGAGUCAAAUGAGAAUUCCACAAAGGCUAGUUACGAGGUAGCAACACUGAUCGCGAAUCAUUGCAAACCUUUCACUGAGGGUGAAUUUGUCAAAGGCUGCGUGAUGACUAUGGUGAAGAAAAUAUGUCCUGAGAAGCAGCAAGAGUUUGCUAAAGUCUGCCUGGUACGUAACACCGUGGCACGCAGGAUUGAAGAAGUGUCGUCAGACAUCAAAAGACAAUUGGGAGUCAGAGGAAAGGAGUUUGAAUUUUUUUCGCUAGCUUGCGACGAAAGCACAGAUGCCUCGGACACUGCUCAGUUGCUUAUUUUUUUGAGAGGAGUGGACAAUGAAAUGAACGUUACUGAAGAACUACUUGACCUCCAGAGCCUGAAAGCCCAAACGAAAGGAACAGACUUAUUCUCUUCUGUUUGCGCUGCCAUGGAUGACAUGAAACUCCCGUGGAAGAAAAUUUCUGGGAUUAUUACGGAUGGUGCACCAUCCAUGGCUGGCGAACGAAGUGGAUUAGCAACACUAAUAUGCAACAAAGUAAGUGAAGAAGGGGGUCAAGCUGUAAAACUCCAUUGCAUCAUUCAUCAGCAAGUUCUGUGUGCCAAACAUCUCCAAUACGAACAUGUUAUGAAACCGGUGAUAAAGGCUAUUAACUAUAUCCGCUCCAGAGCGCUAUUCCACCGCCAGUUUCAACAGUUUUUAAGCGAGAUUCAUGCAGAAUAUGGAGAUGUUGUCUAUUUCACUGACGUGCGAUGGCUCAGUCGGGGUUCUGCACUGUCGCGCUUCUACUCUCUUAGGCAGCAAAUCAGUGAGUUUUUGGCUGAAAAGGGACAACCUAUGCAAGAACUAAGUGACCCCAUGUGGCUAGCUGAUUUGGGCUUUCUAGUUGAUAUCACAAAGCACCUUAAUGUCCUUAACACCAGUCUCCAGGGACCAGACGCAGUCAUAAGCCAACUAUAUUCACACAUUAAAGCCUUUGGAACCAAGCUCAAACUGUUUGAAAGACACCUGUCGCAGACCCAGCCCAAUACUGCACAUUUUUCAGCGCUGCAAGAAAUCAUGGCCAGAUUCCCAGAGAGCAAUGUCAAUGCGCAAACAAAGAGGUACGCAUCAGAUAUUAAAUCUUUGGCUGAAGAGUUCAGACAACGCUUUCGGGAUUUUACAGCUAUUGAGAAGGAUAUCGCUCUCUUUUCCUCACCUUUCUCCGUGGACACAGAUAAUGUUCCAGACCAUUUACAGCUGGAGCUCAUUGAGCUGCAGUGUGACGCCGAGAGCCGCAGUCGGCACCAGCAACUUUCUCUCGCCAACUUUUACCGACAGCUGGAUAAAGGCAGGUUUCAAGAGAUUCGAGAGUUUGCUAAGAAAAUGCUGAGCUUGUUUGGGUCGACGUAUUUGUGUGAGAAGACAUUCUCGGUUAUGAACUUAAAUAAGAGUCGUGUGAGGACACAGCUCACAGACUCUCACCUGCGAGACAUCUUGCGCAUCAAUACCUCUGCCUUUGAGCCAGACCUGGCAGUUGUGCUGCAGUACAGAUCUCAGUAUCACCCAUCACAUUAA
Molecule: messenger RNA, 1641 nt
Organism: Danio aesculapii
Lineage: Eukaryota; Metazoa; Chordata; Actinopteri; Cypriniformes; Danionidae
Product: general transcription factor II-I repeat domain-containing protein 2
Exons: 1
Coding region: 1-1641 (546 amino acids)
Source: RefSeq, a predicted model, not a curated record